Colletotrichum costaricense is the source of this 3372-nucleotide messenger RNA. RefSeq names its product LipA and NB-ARC domain-containing protein. NCBI's taxonomy places the organism in Eukaryota, Fungi, Ascomycota, Sordariomycetes, Glomerellales, Glomerellaceae. Bases 1 to 3372 code for a protein of 1123 amino acids. The transcript is spliced from 5 exons. The record is from RefSeq and is a predicted model, not a curated record.
AUGGGGUCCAUCAAUAAGCAAGUUGCACGCUACGAAAUCAGCGCUGUCUUCACUCAUCCUGACGCCUCCGUCGAUAUCGUCCUGGUCCAUGGUCUCAAUGGUCACCCGAAAAGUACAUGGACUUCCUCUUCGUCUUCGUCUCAACAUAAUGAAGGUGUGUUUUGGCCCACAGAUCUACUACCGCAGUCUCUAGGAAAGACUCGCGCCAAUAUCUUGGUCUAUGGCUACAACGCAGACGUCUAUACCACCGGUAAAAGCACAAGUGCAAGCGACAACUUCAUCUACCAACAUGCUCAGACACUGGUCACAAACCUCACCCUCUAUCGUAAAAGCGAGCGCACAGACAAGAACCCCAUCAUCUUUGUCGCACACAGCCUGGGCGGCAUUCUUGUCAAGCGAGCCCUCAUUUAUUCCAAUGACUUGAGAGACAAGAACCAAGAAGAUGCCAGAUCUAUCUUCGUCUCCACCUUUGGAAUCAUUUUCCUGGGAACGCCACACGCCGGAUCUGACAUGGCAACAUGGGGUAUCGUUUUGCAAAAGAUGGCAGACGCCAUUGCGCCUAAGAAAAUGUUUGAGAGCGAGUCGGUGCUCCUCAAAACCUUGAAGAAGGACAACGAGACUCUGCAAAACAUCAAUAGCCACUUUCUCGACUUUUACCAGCGUUUCAAGAUUCACAUGGCCCAUGAAAACCACAAAACGGAUAUCAGAGGAACGAUGGUGACGGUGGUUGAUGCGAGUUCGGCCAGUCCACAACUUCCAGGCGUUGUUUACUACGGCAUCGAGGCCCCUCAUUCCGGAAUGUGCAAGUUCAACAGCAGCAGCGCUCCUGGAUACAGAAACGUUUCAACCGCUAUUCGGACGUGGGCAGAAGAGGCUCCGCCAGUGAUUCGAACCCGCUGGGACAUUGAAAUGGACGACAGGAAAGUCAGAGCACAAUCCGAGGCAGCCGAGAUCACCCGCGAGUAUGGCAGUCCUCGAGAGACUAUGAUUUCAGAAUACAGAUAUGUUCCAGCAGCUCAACAAUCGUCACCUGUUGACACGACAAGCACCCGAUCCGCUCCUGUUUCUGACUCUGCUACCCAGGUCCUGAACUUUGGUCCUCACUUUGUUCAUCCCGACCGAUUCCGACCCAACUCGUUUUUCAAAGGGCGAGAGAACUAUCUUGCAGAUCUUCACAAACUGUUGAAAGACCCGAAGAGGCGUUCAGAGGGGACAUCUGCGGUUUUAAUUCAGGGCAUCCCUGGUGUCGGGAAAACACAUCUUGCUCGACAGUAUUACUUCAAUCACAAGGACCAGUAUUCCGGGGGCGCAUACUGGAUCAGGUCUACCACGUUACAAGAUAUGGAAGACGGGUUCUGGCGCAUUGCAAAAACCCAGGCUAUCAAGGGCAUGGCUGCUCAAGGACAUAAGAAGGACUUGUUAAAUCCACACAACAUGGUCGAUAUCGUCAAACGGUGGUUCAAUGAGUCAAGCGAUUGGCUGCUAGUGUUUGAUGGCAUUCGCGUCAACGACAAAGCGAUUCUCAAGUACAUACCCGACCGGCCAAACAGCAGUCUCAUCUACACAUCAACUGAUCGGUGUGAUCCUGGGUCUCAUCUUCUUGACAACCCCAGCAUGAUGAAGUUGCCUCUACCACCCAUUCAAGACGCACAGGAGUUGUUGCUCGAAGAAAUGGGAAAGAAACACCCAUACAACACUGAUGAUCUCAGACGAGCUCAUGAAUUGGUACAGCUGAUGGGCCGCCUCCCUCUGAUGAUUCACGCCGCUGCUGUGAACAUGAAUACCACGAGGGAACCGCUUGCAAAGUAUCUCAAGACCUUCCGGGACUCACCAAAAGUUGGCGAGCUUCCUGCAUACAUGGCGAUUCGAGAUCAGUUGCAGAGUCGCGGUAAUCACGCCGCGUUGAAUCUGAUCUACAUACUCUCCUUCUUCAGUCAAUUCAUACCGGUUGAACUACUGGCUCUUGGCUUGGGAGCUUUGGACAAGCGAACACCCGUGAAGACGGAAACGACAAAGGGCAGAAGGAGUCUGACACAGACUUUCGUUACUUUGAUAAGCUUCGCCCUUAUCGAACGAAACGAAGCUGAUGACGUCUCUUCCUCGAGCUCGCAGAGCGGUCUCGACACGACUCCUGAGCCUUUGGAUACACUUCGUGUUCACAGUGUUGUACAGGCCUUCUUUAUUGAGCUUCUUGCCAAGGAAGGACAGCUGAAUUUCUGGCUAGAGCGAGCCAUCCGCGUCUUCUGCGCAUCGUUCGAUGAGGCCUAUACCAGGAUGAACGACGAGCCUGCCACUGGCCUUCCCGAAGACUACAGACAAUAUAUUCGACACGGCAGAAGGUUGAAGGACCUUAUUGACCGCCAUAUCGUUGAUCGCCCAAUUCACGGGUCUACAGAACAACCCAGUUCGCAAACCGGACCUCUGAAUCUUGACGCUGCUCGAAAAGAUUUAGAAGAACGACUCGCGAAGGUGCCUGCAGACCUUAACGACUUACAGAGGACUAUAUCUACCCGAAUCAUCGACGGAAAGGAGGCCGCCCAUAAUUCUGUUUUCGAGCGAAUGAACAGUUUAUCGUCGCAUUCAACAGACGCCUCUGGUACCGCAGUACUCCCUCAAUCACCAGGGGUCUACUCGGCUGCAUUGGAGCAAGAAUACAAAUUGCCGCUGACAACCCACAACCCGCUUCACUUCCACAUGCCUUAUGUACCUUACGUGGAUGAACAGGCAUCUCCGGUUGAGUACCAGGAGUCCGAGGAUCGAACCAUAACUCCGUACCCGCCCGACAUUGAAGAAGGUCCAUACAAUGACACGGCUGACCCUGCGUGGACUGUUGUGGCCAGACACCGGUCAGUGAAGAAAAGGUCACUGAGGCGCUACCAUGAUCGUGGAGGAGCAUGGAGAGAGACAGCCGUAGCGACAAAUGAUCCUCGUGUGAGCAUCAGUCGCGAGUCUGCAAGAGGCCUCAUCACCCCACCUCAGUCUUCCAGAGGCGGCAGAUCACCCAGUCGGUCCAAAGUUUCCGCAAGAAGCGAAGCUGAGGCCGAACUACUUUACAUCAAGAAGGGAUCGCCACCACCACCUCGUGGCGGUGGCUACAUACACGACAAAGGCAGAAGCUCCAGUGCCGGUACAUCUGUAGGGCCAACCUCGAUGCUUGGAGCUUCAAGUUACGCCAAGGCCGUGUCAGGAACCGCAGUCGAGGAAGAGGCCCCCUCAUUUCCUACUUUCGCUUCUCCCCCUUCACGGGCCGCGACAAUCGACAGGAAAGCUGCUUACGAUGAUCGGUCCGUCUACAGCCUACAGACCGUGAACAGCCGCACGCCUUCCACGGCUCUCAGCAUAUCGGCCACCGCCGCGGCAGGUUCCAUCUAG